This is a messenger RNA of Papilio machaon (common yellow swallowtail), 977 nucleotides long. RefSeq names its product deoxyribose-phosphate aldolase (gene Dera). The transcript has 6 exons. Gene Ontology annotation, biological process: carbohydrate catabolic process; deoxyribonucleotide catabolic process. Gene Ontology annotation, molecular function: deoxyribose-phosphate aldolase activity. The record is from RefSeq and is a predicted model, not a curated record. Gene Ontology annotation, cellular component: cytoplasm. Lineage: Eukaryota; Metazoa; Arthropoda; Insecta; Lepidoptera; Papilionidae. The coding region runs from base 3 to 977 and encodes 324 amino acids.
GUAUGAUAGGAAAUUGUAAUAAAACGUUACCUAUGGAUAUUAUUUCAGAGAAGUUCAUGAACAAUGUUUAUGUCAACAAAAACUCCUUGGAAAACAAAAUCAGAUGUAUUUUAAAUGACUAUCCAGUGGUGAAAAAUGAAACAUUAAAGCCAUGGCUGUUGCAAAUUAUAUCUGUGAUUGACUUGACUACUUUGUCCGGAGAUGAUACCAGGUCCAAUGUAAUUAGAUUGUGUCAGAAGGCUGCAAAUCCCUUAAAAUGUGAUCUUUUAAAUAAAUUGGGCAUUGAUAAUAAUAAGCUUAGAACAGCUGCUGUUUGUGUGUACCCUGCAAGAGUACCUGAUGCCUAUGAUAUUAUAAAACAGAUGGGAUUGACUGACACUAUACAAAUAGCAUCAGUUGCAACAGGUUUCCCAUCUGGACAGUACCCUUUGGAGAGUAGAUUGCAAGAGAUAAAAUUUGCAGUCAGUAAAGGGGCGACUGAAAUUGAUGUGGUACUAGACCGCAGUCUGGUGUUGAUGGGCAAAUGGGAUGAGGUGUACAAUGAAGUGGUACAAAUGAGACAAGCUUGUGGUAAUGCACACUUAAAAGUUAUUCUCGGUGUUGGUGAACUUGGUUCCUAUGAAAAUGUGUACAAAGCUUCAAUGAUAUCUAUGUCAGCCGGCGCUGAUUUUAUCAAGACGUCAACAGGCAAAGAGGCUGUGAAUGCGACCCUGCCAGUCGGUCUAGUGAUGUGCCGCGCUAUACGUAACUUCUACCAACUGACAGGUGUCAAGGUAGGUUUAAAGCCGGCUGGUGGUAUAAAGACAGCGAGAGACGCCAUUAACUGGCUGGUAUUAGUGUACACAGAGCUCGGACCCGAGUGGAUCACACCAGAUCUGUUCCGAAUCGGCGCGUCCAGUCUGCUCGAUGUUGUCGAGAAAUCUCUCGAUAAUUGUACCAAAGUUGUUCCCAAAGGUGAUCUUAACACAUUCCAAUAA